Lodderomyces orthopsilosis Co 90-125 is the source of this 732-nucleotide messenger RNA. RefSeq lists its product as uncharacterized. The coding region runs from base 1 to 732 and encodes 243 amino acids. The transcript has a single exon. The record is from RefSeq and is a predicted model, not a curated record. Lineage: Eukaryota; Fungi; Ascomycota; Pichiomycetes; Serinales; Debaryomycetaceae.
AUGGUUUCAACAAAAACAAGUUCAUUGCUUCUAAUCACUUUGAGUGCAUUACUAUCAAAGGUACACGCUGCUGAUGAAGAUACCACAUCAUACGACGGAACCACCGUUGUACCUGUCACCCCACAAGCUACCGCCACUACAACAGUACCACAGGUUGUUGAAGAGAAUGGUGUUGUAUACAUUUGGACCAAUGAAGAAGGUGUCUUGACUGCCACUACUGUAUUUACUCAAACUACGACAGUAGCUGGAGCUGAAGCUACUCCAACUGAUGAUGAUACUACUGAGACCACCGCCACUACACCAACUGAUGAUGGUUCAAGCAGUAGUGCGGCCAUUGCUGAAUCCACAUCACCAACCACCUCAUCGUCUAUUUCAACAACUUCUGCUCCACCACCAACUUCAUCAUCCGUUGCUGAAGAAACCGGAGAACCAGAAACUGACUCCUCACCAUCAUCAUCAUCAGCAGCCUCACAACCAGAAGAAAAUUCAUCAGGUGAAGAAACCACUUCAACAGAUGACUCCUCCUCCUCUUUAUCAACCCCUGGUGCUUCAGCACCAUCAGACGCCAUCUCAACAACGCUUGCUGCUGAUAACAGUGUUAUUAUUAUCCCAACUGAUGUUCCAGAAGGUGAUUAUUCAACCAAGACGGUAACCACUGAUACUGUAUUGGAAAAUGGAUCAACUGCAGUAUUGGAAUUGGUUGUGUUAUACACUGCUGUUUGUUCUGCUUAG